Messenger RNA from Mesorhabditis belari, 1239 nucleotides. NCBI's taxonomy places the organism in Eukaryota, Metazoa, Nematoda, Chromadorea, Rhabditida, Rhabditidae. The record is from the annotation of a GenBank genome assembly.
AUGGCUGAGACGGGCGAUGAUGAGGACACAAUCAUUGCUCAGAUUCGACCGCUCGUCAACCCUCAACCACCGCCAAAUCCCGAGGCUCAAGCUAGCGCUCCAGUGAUUCGUUUCCGUCCUCCAUUUAUUGGAACGAGUGCCCAUGAUGCGCGUGGUGAUGCCGCACAUCUUGUCGCUGAAAAUCUCGUUCAACAAGGUUUACCCCAUUUGAGCGCUUUUCUUUUGGCGAGAGCUUUCGUCGAUUCGCAUGCUUCGAGUGAAGAACUUCGAACUGUUUCUGUACCAUUUAAGGAUGAUGAAUAUGAUUCAAUUGAUGCUUCUGUUUGGUGUCGAAAGGUGGUGGCUGCAAUUCCCGCUUUUUUGAGUUCCGUUUUGAAUGGGGAAAUUCAUGUUGCCGAAAAUCUGCCCGGUCUAUCCCAGUAUCGCUAUUCUGUAGCAGCAGAUCGGAAUCGACGGCAAAAGAUGGAAGAUCGGCAUAUUUCCAUUCCUACGAUGGAGUUGUUAGGUGGAAAGAAUGAUGGAACGGGUCUUUUUGGGGUUUUUGAUGGACAUGGAGGCGCAGAAGUGGCUAUUUACGCAGCUGCUCAUCUCCCAGAUGUUUUCCAUGAAACACAAGGCGCACUCUUUGACAAGCUAAAGCAAAGUCUUGAAGAACUUGAUCGAAGAGUAGCAAUUCGAUGUAAGAAAGAGCAUUGGAAAAGUGGAAGUACGGCUGUUUGUGUAGCAGUUGAUGAAAAGGAGAUUUGCUAUGGUUGGGUCGGUGAUUCAGCUGGUUAUUUGAUGCGAUCGACUGAAGUCACAAAAGUCACAAAAGAUCAUUCACCUAGUGAAGAGUCUGAAGCAAAACGGGUGGAAGCAGCUGGUGGAAUAUUGGUUUGGUUGCAAGGAGAGUACCGAGUCAAUGGAAUUCUCAAUCUUACUCGAUCACUUGGUGACAUUGCCGGUCGUCCAAUGAUCAUUUCUGAUGCAGAUAUGUUAAAGAUGGAGAGAGAUGGCGGUGAAUACCUUGUGAUACUUGCUUGUGAUGGAGUAAGCGAUGUUCUAACAAGUGCACAAAUCUAUGAAACUAUUCAAAAAUAUGUGGAAAGCCAUGAGUCAACAGAGUAUCAAGGGAUCGCUGGAGCGUUGUGUGCGGCGGCAAAAGAUGAGGGAUCAUCAGAUAAUCUCACCGCUGUCAUUGUCUUCUUGAAAACAGUGGACGAGUUGUGGGCUCUCUUUUCUCAAGAAACUCCAAAUGAU